Messenger RNA from Cucurbita pepo subsp. pepo (vegetable marrow), 1395 nucleotides. RefSeq names its product gibberellin 20 oxidase 1-A. Lineage: Eukaryota; Viridiplantae; Streptophyta; Magnoliopsida; Cucurbitales; Cucurbitaceae. The record is from RefSeq and is a predicted model, not a curated record.
CUCUAACCCAACAAACCAAGUAAUGGAUUCCGCCGCAGCAACCACCGCAAUUCUGACCAACAUGCUUCACAACGCCGCCACCGCCGCCGCCACCACCACCACCACCAAUCUCCCAACGGAAUUCCUCUGGCCACACGCCGACUUAGCCACAAAUGCCGACGACCCAGAAGAGCUUCAAGAGCCAUUAAUCGAUUUAUCCGGGUUCCGGCGAGGGGACGCGGCGGCGACAGCGGAAGCCGCCGCUCUAAUCCGUCAAGCGUGUAGGAACCAUGGGUUCUUCCAAGUGACGAACCAUGGCAUGGACCCAGAUCUAAUAAACGCCGCAUACGAGCAUGUGGAGACCAUUUUCAAUAUGCCUUUAGUCAAGAAAAUUAGUGUCCGAAAGAAGCCUGGAAGGGUGUCUGGAUAUUCAGGGGCCCAUGCAGAGCGAUUCUCCUCUAAAUUGCCAUGGAAAGAGACGUUUUCUUUUGAGUAUUGUAGCGAUGAUUCUGAAUGGCCUGAUGUUCUUCAUUAUUUCAAGUCCUUAUUGGGUCGCGAAUUCGAGAAAACAGGAUGGGUGUACCAGAGGUACUGCGAGGAGAUGAAAAGAAUUGGGCUAAUGAUAAUGGAGCUUUUGGCUAUAAGUUUGGGAGUUGAAAGACGGCAUUAUAGGGAGUUUUUUGAAGAUGGGAGGUCAAUAAUGAGGUGUAAUUAUUACCCACCGUGUGAGAAUGCAGGGCUGACGCUAGGGACUGGGCCGCACUGUGACCCGACGUCUCUAACAAUUCUGCACCAAGACCAAGUUGGUGGCCUUCAGGUUUUUGCUAAUAAUAGAUGGCUUUCUGUCAAGCCACGACCGGAUGCUUUGGUUAUUAAUAUUGGUGACACCUUCAUGGCACUAUCGAACGGGGCGUACAAGAGCUGCCUGCAUAGGGCAGUGGUGAACAGGAAGAGAGAAAGGAGGUCACUGGCGUUCUUCGUGUGCCCAAAAGAUGAUAAAGUGGUGAGACCCCCACAAGAUUUGGUGGGCAGAGAAGGGCCAAGAAAGUACCCUGAUUUUACAUGGUCAGAUCUUUUGGACUUUACACAAAACCAUUAUAGAGCUGAUGUUGCUACACUCCAAAGCUUUGUUCAUUGGCUUCGACCCUCCCAUACCCGUUCCUUUUAACAACCGUCCUUGCUAUUUCUAUUCUUUUAAAAAUUGCAAUAUAACAAAAUUACCUAGAAAUGACGUACUCGAACACUAUUCUUUUAUUCUUGUCACUGUUAUAUCGUUUCGGAUUAUCGUGUCGAGAAAAUAUUGUUCUUAUUGAUAUUCUCCUUUUUAUUGUCUCUGCCCAAUGCUUUGUCCUUGUGUUUGUUUGUAUAUUGCUUUUGGAGGGUCUUACCUAAAUGCUAGUAAUGAUGCUGCUGCAA